GGUAUAUGCAAUGUCAAACGAUUUUUACUACAAUAGAAAGAUCUAAUUAAACUGAGCAUGUUCCGAAAAUUUCAUCGAAAUCGGCCGAGUAAUAACGGAGAUAUUCCGAUAAAACCCGAAUUCUUACCUGAACGGUUUACUGAAACGCGCGCUUUUUUGUAUACACAGGCUGUGACGUCACAACGAGGACAGCCAUGUUUUGAAUAACGGUAAACAGUGAGAGAAAGCGCUGUGAUUUUAUCGUCUUUACGUGUAUUGUGGUGCUUUUUUGUGUAAAUAUGUGGACACUAAGGAUAUACGACAGUUUGUAGAUAUAGUACGUAGCUUUAGAUUAUUAGUUUAGACAGUGUUUAUGAACAUUUUGCCAUCAUGGAUGGAGUAAAUUCUGGCGGCAAAGGACGAAGGAUGUGUGUUGCUGGAGGUUGUAGCAGAAGAAAAUCCGAUGGUGUGAGCUUACAUCAGUUUCCAUUCGAUCGUCCUGCUAUUCUUCGACAGUGGACGGCCUUUGUGCACAACUCCCGGAAAAAUUGGAACGGUCCUACGAAAGCAUCUGUGCUUUGUUCUGCCCAUUUCACGGAGGAUUCUUACCCAGCCAAGUAUCGCCUAAUGGAGUCGGUUGGAGUUCCCGUCCAGCGGAAAGAGUUGGAAAGAGACGCUGUUCCAACUAUACAGACUAAACGUCCCCAUGGAGAUGAAACACCUGUAUUGGGAAAACGUAGGGCUGAAGACGACAUAUCCCCUGCAAUCCUGACCAGCACACCCAAGAAGCCAAGGAGAGCUUUUCUCAAGAGGGAAUCUCAGCGGAUUUUGCUGGACUUCGAGAUGCAGAAGGAGAGUGCUCUUGCAGAGUCUAAUGAGGAUCCUUUGCAGACUGAUGGAAGUGCAGAAAACUUUUUGUCUCAGAUUAUAGACCAGGUUGCAGAUACCCCAACUCCCCCCAAGAAGGAGACCAGAUCUGUCGGGUCUCAACUUUCUAUGCCAAAACCCCAGAGAAGAUCACUUUUCACUCAGACAAAGUGGAAGACUUGUGAUAAAGGGGUACAAGCUGUUGAAAAGGUGACAACGAGAGAAAUAGGAAUAAGUUGUAAUCUACUACCAGCCCCUCCUUUAGGAGCACAACCCAUAAAUGUUCCAACACUCGAUGAGUCGUUUGCCACUGAGGAAACUGACAGCAUCCAGGAUGAGGUAGAAGAUCCUGAUGAAUCCUUCCAGUCCAUCGAGUCUGAUGACACUGACGGAAGUGAUCUAGGGUAA
This is a messenger RNA of Magallana angulata, 1254 nucleotides long. Its product is annotated as THAP domain-containing protein 10-like. Lineage: Eukaryota; Metazoa; Mollusca; Bivalvia; Ostreida; Ostreidae. The transcript has 4 exons. The record is from RefSeq and is a predicted model, not a curated record. Gene Ontology annotation, molecular function: sequence-specific DNA binding. Bases 370 to 1254 code for a protein of 294 amino acids.